Molecule: messenger RNA, 1561 nt
Organism: Cucurbita maxima (winter squash)
Lineage: Eukaryota; Viridiplantae; Streptophyta; Magnoliopsida; Cucurbitales; Cucurbitaceae
Product: UDP-glycosyltransferase 74E2-like
Exons: 2
Coding region: 71-1441 (456 amino acids)
Molecular function (GO): UDP-glycosyltransferase activity
Source: RefSeq, a predicted model, not a curated record
UCUAUAUUUGCCGCCAUUAUUUCAAGAGCUUCUCCAGGAAGAAGAAGAAGAAGAAGAAGAAGUAGUUGUAAUGGAGAAAGGCGAGGAUCGGCAUAUCAUAGCGUUUCCGUUUCCAUCACAGGGCCACAUAAACCCUCAGCUUCAGUUCUCCAAGCGCCUAAUCGCCAAUGGAAUCAAGGUAACUCUGCUCACAACCUUGCAUGUCAGCCGGAAUUUGAAAUUCCAGGGCGCUUAUGCCGAUUCCGUCAGGAUUCGAGUCAUUUCCGAUGGCUCUGAGGAUCGCCAAGACACCGACACCAUGCGCCAAACUUUGGAUCGAUUUCGGGAGAAGAUGUCGAAGAAUUUGGAGAAUUACUUGCGAGAAGUCAUGGAUUCUUCGAAUCCGCCUCGUUUCAUUCUCUACGAUUCCACUAUGCCUUGGGUUUUGGAGGUUGCCAAGGAGUUCGGACUGCCUAGGGCUCCUGUUUACACUCAAUCUUGUGCCCUAAACAGUAUAAAUUAUCAUGUUCUUCAUGGACAUUUGAAGCUUCCUCCUGAUUCUCCUACUAUUUCGUUGCCGUCUAUGCCUCUGCUUUGCACUAACGAUCUUCCUGCUUAUGAUUACGAUCCUGCCUCCACUGAAACUAUAAUCGAGUUUCUCACCAGUCAGUAUUCCAAUAUUCAAGAUGCGGAUCUGCUUUUCUGCAACACUUUUCACAAAUUGGAAGGGGAGAUUAUCAAAUGGAUGGAGAGCUGGGGGAGGCCAGUGAAAGCCAUAGGACCAACUCUUCCAUCAGCCUACUUAGACAAAAGGUUAGAGGACGACAAGUACUAUGGGCUGAGCCUGUUCGAUCCAAACAAGGAUGAGUGUCUAAAAUGGCUAGACAACAAGCCCCCUGGCUCUGUUCUAUAUGUGUCUUAUGGAAGUCUGGUUGUACUGGGAGAAGAACAGCUCAAGAACAUGGCUCUUGGAUUCAAGGAAAGUGGCAAAUUCUUCUUGUGGGUUGUGAGGGAAACCGAAUCUCAGAAGCUUCCUCCCAAUUUCAUGGAGAGUGUUGGGGAGAAGGGUCUUAUGGUCAGCUGGUGUUCCCAGCUCCAGGUCCUGGCACACCCAGCGGUCGGAUGCUUCUUGACACACUGCGGCUGGAACUCGACACUCGAGGCACUAUCCUUGGGCGUACCGGUGGUGGCUUUCCCACAGUGGGCUGAUCAGGUGACUAAUGCCAAGUUCUUAGAAGAUGUCUGGAAGGUUGGGAAGAGGGUGAAGGUGAAUGAGGAGAGGUUGGCAAGUGAGGAAGAGAUAAGGAGCUGCAUUUGUGAAGUGAUGGAGGGAGAGAGAGCUAAUGAGUUCAAGAGCAAUUCCAUGGAGUGGAUGAAAUGGGCAAAGGAAGCCAUGGAUGAAGGUGGGAGCUCUGAUAAGGACAUUAUGGAGUUCGUGGCCAUGAUCAAGCAAGCUUCUUGACUCUUCUUAAGUUAGUUUUAUGAACUUGGGGAUACCCCAAAAUCAAAUAAUACGAGCUUUUGCUCAUUUCGUGUUGUAGUGUAAGUCGAAAUCGAAGGUUAGAGUGAGUAUUUAUUUCUA